GCAUCAAACAGCCACACUUUCUUCUCUGCAGUGUUGAGGAAGCCAGUGAAGGAGACGAAGACGUCGCUGACUGUGCAGAAUAUAACGGCCAUUAAAGAAGAAAGAAGGUUCUGUUAGGAGAAGUAUGGAUCGCUACGGUUCUAACGGCAGAGGAGUCAUGGACGAAGUGGACAUCGCCCGCCAGCCCAACCAAAACAUCGCUGACGACGCUGUGGACGCCAAACCCGAUGGAAACGACAGCGGUAGGCGGAGACAGGCGGAGUCGAUACCAACUUCCUCUAACGUUCUGCCAAACCCUGGUGUCUCCCGCGAAGCUGAGGAGUACUUCAUGGGCAACCGGGAGCGCGGUGUAGCCCUCAUCUUCAGCCACGAGGUAUUUGACGAUCGUCGGUGUGCAGAUGGGAACCACCGACCAAAAGAUAGGCUUGGCACAAAAGUCGACAGAGACGCUCUUCGUGGUAUUUUCGAAAGUCUUGGCUUCGAAGUACUCUGUUUCGACGAUCUAUACCUCUACCAAAUAAGGAAUGAGCUGAGACGGGUGGCCGAUCAGAACCACAGCAACCGUGACUGCGUCGCAGUGGCGGUGCUCACGCACGGUGAGAGGAACGGCCAGCUGGACGCCAGGGACCACGAGUACAACGUCAGCGAGCUGUGGGAACCGUUCACAGCCAGGCUGUGCCCCACUCUCGCCGGCAAACCCAAGCUCUUCUUCAUACAGGCGUGUAGGGGAACAGGUACCGAUGCCGGCGUGACGGUGAGCGACCUCACUGCAGACGCGCCCGACAAUGGCCGCGCCGAGGAGCUCACUUACCCAGUGCCUUCUUACGCCGACAUCAUCGUUUCACACUCGACAUUCGAAGGUCUAUACUCCUUCCGCAAUCCAACAAACGGCUCGUGGUACGUUGAGACACUGUGUUCUCAACUUGAAGUUCACGGCAGAUCCAAGGACCUGGUGUCGCUGCUCACUGACGUGAAUCGCAUCGUCGGUCAGAGAUAUCGCUCAGAAAACAAGAGCCUGCCAAACCUGCAUGGCAAGGUGCAGGCGCCGUGCUUCACCUCAUCCUUGACACGGAGUCUAUGCUUUGGUCAUAAUGGCCAUGGCCACCCUCAAAGAUCCUCGCAUGAUGUCCGCCGCAAAAAACCUCGUCUCACCCAUAUAAAUGUAGAAAAUAGUUCCUAAGAGUUUCUAUGUUUCCACCAAAGCACCUGAAACCUCAGCUGCUGAAUGUAAUCUGCUGUACCGCCCAGAGUCACGAUUCACUUUGUCUUUAUUCAGUACUACGGAUUGUCUGAGAUAUCGCUGUCUGUUUAUAAGUGACAUUAUGUCUGGUUUAUCAAUAAUUAGUAAAAUAUGACGUGGUGGCAUGCCCAGAUUUAGUUCAUAGACCACUUAAUAUAUUUAAUACAAACUAAUUAUAAACAGUUCUACAGUAAGUGUCAACUUAAUUGAACGAACACAAAGGUUCGCAAGUAGGAAAUGUAUUUAUAUCGGAUGAGUGCAUUUAAUGGGUCCUAGAUGGUGUUCAUAUCAGAGAAAUCAACAAAUAGCAUGUUCGUCAACUACACAUGAAGGUAUCCAUUUCGUAUUCCGAAUUCUGAACAUGUUCAUUUCUUCUGAAAUAUUACUUUUCAUUCCAAAAAUAAUGGCUGAGUAAUGAGUGACAAUUUGGUUUGGAUCCCUUCAAUCGGAAAUCGGCACAUUGUAUUCAGAAAUAAGAUUUGUUCAUGAAAUACAAGUAAAAAAACGGAGAUUCUUUGCUUCCUUAAACAUCCAAAUGGAAUAUCGGAGCACCAUCUUUCCUUCAUUAUUGACGUUUUUUUUGAAAAUAUACAAAAAUCGAGGAGAAUAUUUCUACCUACAGAAGUUUUCAGAAAAAGUGAUGUGAAUGCUGCACUUAGUGUAACAAUGUUCGGUACGCAUAUUACAGGUCAAACAAAUGUAUAUAUGAGCUUCAUUCUCAUGCAGGUAUUUAGUGCAUGGCCACUUGCAUGUUACUGUUGAUGAUUUUCCUUGCAACAUUUGAUAUGAUUAAGGUAAGAUUAAUUUUCGCGAUUAAUUUGAUCAUCACCACCUUCAUUUCAAGCAUUAGGCCCUUUAUUGGUUCGCCUAUUACAGUACCCAUCGUUCCUUCCAUCUUCCUUGAUUUCUUCUCCAAAAUUGCUUAAAUCUUCUGAUCUGGAGAGGUAAUCUUUCUCAACUCAUCCUUUCUGGGCCUUCGUUCGAGUUUCUCCUACUUUUUGCAUUUUAUAUGUUCAGUUCUUCCUUAAUUUCUGAAUUUCUAAAUCUGUCAGUUCUUGUGCAUCAUUUUUCUUUUCUUAGAAACCACAUCUCUGCUGCUUGUAUGUGACUUUCUUCACGUUUACUUAUAACCCUGAGAUAAUUUCAGCCUUGUUCCUUUCCUCACUUCAUUUUCUAGAUAUCUGUUUAUUGCUCCACAUAUAUUCCCAAGCUUUGCUAAUUUCUUUUCUACGUCUUCCUCAUAAUCAUAUGUUGCGCCAUGCCCUUAAUAGCUAAUAUUCAAUGUGUUUUUUGUUCUGUUUUUGUCUCUAAAGGAUGUUUCCCUUUGAACUUCAUUGAUUUUGUUUCUUUUCUGAAAUAGUCAAAUGGUUUUCUUCACCAUUAUUACUAAUAAUUUUAUUCGCCUUUCUAGAUCAUCUUCAUUCUCAACUAGCAAUGUGGCAUCGUUUGCACAUAAAACACAAUUCAAGCAGGAAUAUCUGUUAACAUCAAUCCUCCCUUUAAAAAAUCUCCUUCCAUUUCCCAAAUGCACCAACAAAAUAAAUCUUAAAACCAGAUGAGAGGAAAUACAGAUCACAACAAAUCAUCCCGAUGAUGACGCCUUAGAACAAGGAAAAGAAGAAACCUGCUUGGGAAAAAUAAAUUAAGUGGCAGCAGGAAAAGCUGGUUUUAUUUACAAAACAAGAACAUCAGUACAAUGACAUACCAUUACCAGAGCACUACUCCAGUUAUUUGAUGUUAAGAUAAUGUAUUACGCAGGCCUACUGAUAAUAUGAAAUUCCACACAACGGAAUAAUCAGCUAGGAGACUGAUUUUUAGAAUUAAAUUUUUAUUCACUGAAUGAUAUAAACGUUCUUGGAAUGAGUAAAGUGAUAUUAGCUGUUUCUUUUGUUGUUGUUGAGGUCUUCAGUCCUGAGACUGGUUUGAUGCAGCUCUCCGUCUACUCCAUCCUGUGCAAGCUUUUUCAUCUCCCAGUACGUACUGCAGCCUACAUCCCUCUGAAUCUGCUUAGUGUAUUCAUCUCUUGGUCUCACUCUACCAUUUUUACCCUCCACACUGCCCUCCAAUACUAAAUUGGUGAUCCCUUGAUGCCUCAGAACAUGUCCUACCAAACGAUCUCUUCUUCUGUUUCUUAUGUGGUCACUAAAUUAUAGUACUUUACUUUCCCUCAAACACAGAAUGUACCCCUGUAUAGUACAUCUAACAACUAGUGAGCUUGCAUACUUAUGUUGUAGGUCACUACAGAUUUUCUGUUAGUUCUAAAAGUUGAAGAAAAAAAUUGCAGUCAAAUAUAUAUAAUACAAAUAACGUUUAAAAAGCUUCUAACAGUUAUACUACCACUACUUCUCUUGAUAAUAUAUCAAUUACCUUAAUGAAUAUUUAGCUGUACCUGAUCAAUGCACUCUGAAAGACUUCAUGUGAUUUGUGACUUGUAAUUUUAUUUAUCUUGUAGAUCAUACUUUGUGUGCAGAGAAGCACAUGAUGACAUAGAACAAGUCAAAAAUGAAGGUGAGAUGAUACAUAAUUAAAAUGAUUAUGACAGUGAUAUUAGAAUGAUACAAAUGUCUAUAUGAUACGUAUGUAAUGCCAAGAAACAGAAAAAUAUAUAGGUGGAUAUCUUGUGAAAAAUUCAGAAUUGCCUAAUAUUUCUAAGUUUGCAUUAUUAAGGGAAAGAAAUAUAUAAGCAAAUAAAAUAGAAGUGCAAAAGUAGCAUAUGCAUUUAAAAAUUCGUUACUAAAGCAAAACAGUGAAGUUGUCACACUUCUGUAUUAAAGCAUUUGGGUUUACAUACAAAGUAAAGAACAUGGACAGAACAAAUAAUAUGGGAAUUUAAAAGCAUAUAUUAAAAAUACAUUACAAAGGACAAACUCACUUCUGUAUUGCAAAUUCAUAACAACUUAAAGAGAGUUACGUUGUAUAUAAGAAGAAGAAACUAGAAUUUUGUGUCAAGAAAU
This is a messenger RNA of Schistocerca serialis cubense, 4194 nucleotides long. Its product is annotated as caspase-1-like. Lineage: Eukaryota; Metazoa; Arthropoda; Insecta; Orthoptera; Acrididae. Gene Ontology annotation, biological process: proteolysis; apoptotic process. Gene Ontology annotation, cellular component: cytoplasm. The coding region runs from base 125 to 1180 and encodes 351 amino acids. The record is from RefSeq and is a predicted model, not a curated record. The transcript has 6 exons.